Lachancea thermotolerans CBS 6340 is the source of this 678-nucleotide messenger RNA. RefSeq names its product tRNA 2'-phosphotransferase (gene TPT1). Gene Ontology annotation, biological process: tRNA splicing, via endonucleolytic cleavage and ligation. Gene Ontology annotation, molecular function: tRNA 2'-phosphotransferase activity. The coding region runs from base 1 to 678 and encodes 225 amino acids. NCBI's taxonomy places the organism in Eukaryota, Fungi, Ascomycota, Saccharomycetes, Saccharomycetales, Saccharomycetaceae. The record is from RefSeq and is a predicted model, not a curated record. The transcript has a single exon.
AUGAGUGAGGGCAAGAGAGACGUCCAAAUAUCAAAGUCUCUAGCAUACUUGCUUCGACAUGGUGCUUUGAAGGAGAAACUGCCCAUUGACCCUAACGGUUAUAUACCUAUCAGCGUUUUGCUCCAGCACAAUAGGCUCAAAAGCUUGCAUUGCACACAACAAGAUGUUGAUCGCGUUGUGGCCAACAACGCUAAGAAGCGGUUCCAUAUCAAGACGGAAGAUAACAAUGUACUGAUCUGUGCUACACAGGGCCACUCAAUCGCCGCUGUGGCCCCUGCAGGCGAUGUACUGCAACCAAUCACCGCGGAUGAUAAGCUGCCAGAAAAGUUGGUUCAUGGCACGAAUCUCAAGAACUGCAAACUGAUAAUAGAGUCCGGAGGUAUUCGGAAGAUGCGCAGAAACCAUGUCCACCUGGCUGCUGGCAUCACCGGCCUCGACGGCGAAGUUGUAAGCGGCACUCGAACUUCAAGCAACGUUUUCAUAUUCCUCAAGCGCGAGUUAGCCUUCCAGCAACUACGCCUUUUCAAAUCUCUAAAUGAUGUCUAUUUGACUGCGGACGAUGUCCCCACGGAGCUUUUUGAGAAGGUCCUAUUGAGGACUCGGUCAGCAAACAAAAAGGGCAUAAGCGAGCUUGUCUUGUUGCUGGAGUCAAAAGGCAUACCAGUUGAGCUUCAAUGA